AUGUUUCUCAUGGUGGAGAGGGAAAUUCUUCAUUCACUUGUUUCUUGUUCACAGAAGAGUGUUACUUUAGGCGUUGUUUCCGACAUAUGCAUUGUGAAACAUAAAAGGACAAAUCUAUCAAAAAAGAAGGUAGUAGUUGAGAAAAAAGAAAAAGUUGACAUCGAUUGUGAAUGGAAUUUUAACACAAGUGAAGGUGAUUUCGAGUUAGAAGAGUUCAUGCAAAAGCUAGAAGUUUUUAUGACUUAUAUUGGUGAACAAGGUUCAGACGAAUCACCGGUUACAAAAGAAGCUCAUAUUGAUAAACUUUAUGAAGCUACUACGAAUCCUCAAGUUGUUGAUGUUGAAAAUCCACCUAUGGUGAAGAAUAAAGGUUCUGCUACAUGA
Molecule: messenger RNA, 384 nt
Organism: Lactuca saligna
Lineage: Eukaryota; Viridiplantae; Streptophyta; Magnoliopsida; Asterales; Asteraceae
Source: the annotation of a GenBank genome assembly